AUGGAAACUUUAACGAAAGUGAGGAACUGGCUUAUACCCAAGAAUCAGAAGUCGGAAGAUGGUCGUGAUCAAUGGCCAUCUCGAAUAGCUUUCCUCGUGGCCGCCGUUGGAGGAGCUGUUGGCCAGGGUAAUAUCAUCAGAUACCCUUCGCAAGUCUUCAAUAACAUCGGCCUGCAAUGGUUUAUUCCCUAUCUGAUCUCGAUAUUCAUCCUCGCCAUUCCAACGUUGAUUCUGGAAGUCUCCAUCGGGCAGGCAUACCGUGGCGGCACAACGACCGCUUGGAACCGUGUGAAUGGGAGACUUACUGGAGUGGGCUUCGCGUCCAUGUUGGUGUCCAUGACGGUCGUGGUGUACUUUGGCAUUAUAUUGGUCUGGAUUUCAAUCUACUUCCGCCAUUCGUUCACGAGUCCACUUCCAUGGACUGGUAGGGUCGAGGAGUUCUACAACGAGCAAGUCUUACGGGCCGUUGCGCCAGAACAGGGCGACUUCUACUAUACAUAUCCGGGCACAUCUUUGAUCGGAGAGACUGUCGGGUGGUCUGCAUUUGUGUGGCUCUGCGUUUGGCUCUGCAUGUGCAAUGGUGUCGCCAUGACUGGUCGAGCAGCUUACGUGACGAUGGGAAUUCCCACCGUCAUGACCAUCAUACUGCUUGGCCGAUGUACAUCGCUGCCGAACGCUGUCGACGGUAUUAAGCUGUACUUUGCUACCUGGAAUGGCGAUCAAUUGGCGAGAGGUCAAAUCUGGCAAACAGCAUGCGGCCAGGUUUUCUUCUCCACUGGUGUUGGAUUCGGCUACUAUACCGCAUACGCUUCAUACAACGCUAAAUGGGCCAACGCAGUCCAAGACGCCGUGAUCCUGGUCUGCUUCAACUCGUCCUUCGAGACGAUCGCUGCAUUUGCGGUCUUUGGAGUGGUCGGAUACCUAGGCAUCAAUCCAGACAAUACUCCUCGACUUGGGAGUUUCGAGAUUGGGUUUUUGACUUACCCAGCCGCAAUUAUCGCAAUGCCAGGAGCCAACUUCUGGGCAGUGCUCUUCUUCUUGACUUUGCUCCUCCUUGGUAUUAGCUCGACCUACCCCAUGCUCGACGUUGUGGCUACAUUCAUCUUGGACCGAUGGGGACAUAAAGUUUCACGGAUGGCGGUGGCAACGUCACUGUGUGUCGUGACUUUCCUGGUAUCCCUCAUCUACUGCACAGAGUUCGGCUAUUACCUUCUGGAUGGUGUGGACCGGUGGAUCAACAAUCUCACAUUAGUAUUUGUCGUCUGGUGUGAGUGCUCCUUCUCUACCUCGGUGUACCGCUGGCGAGAUGUGUUUCAGCAAACUGGAAGGCGUGCUUUCAUCUCCUGGAACUUUGGUCUUUUCGGAGGUCAGAUCAUUGGCGUGGUCGUGGGUCACUGUGUUAGCCCCGAGGCUGGUGCUGGUACUGGAUUCGGCAUCUUUCUCGUCUUCACAAGCCUGGCAACGGCGAUAGCCAAGACUCCUGACGCGGAUGUCCCUACAUUCUGGCAUCGCAGUGACAUGCUGAAGCGAAUCUGGUUCCUUGGCUUCUACUCGGGCAACCAGCUACGCCGCGAUCUCAACGCCAUCGUCGCGACCGGCAAGAACUGGUCGAUACCCGUCUUGUGGGCACCUCUUCUCCGCUACAUCUCCGCUCCAAUCCUCGCGAGUGUGUUCUCGUUCGCAUACCCCGAGUUCUACACCCUGAGAAACGAUCCUGUUUACAUCUUUGGAUUCGUUAUCGCACACUUCGUCCUGGCUUGCACUGCUUUUGGUUUCCUCUUCCCAAGAUACAUGGACGUGUUUGUUCCGCCAGAAAACCGCGAGCUGGGGCAUCACAAGUAUGCUCCGAAUGUCGUGCUCCCAGCAUCGGGGGAAGAUGAUGUGGAAGCGGAGGAGGUUGAAGGGCGUGAAUCGAAGUUGGUGGAAAAGUGA
Molecule: messenger RNA, 1932 nt
Organism: Zasmidium cellare ATCC 36951
Lineage: Eukaryota; Fungi; Ascomycota; Dothideomycetes; Mycosphaerellales; Mycosphaerellaceae
Exons: 4
Coding region: 1-1932 (643 amino acids)
Biological process (GO): sodium ion transmembrane transport
Cellular component (GO): membrane
Source: RefSeq, a predicted model, not a curated record